AUGCCCCUUUUGGAAAGUCGCCUUGGCUGGCGCAGCUACUCGGCCAAUGCUGAGAAGCUGCGCCAUGGUCCUCUCGGUCACCGUGCUUUCGUUGCUCUUGGAAGUAACCUAGGUGACCGGAUAGCCAUGAUCGAGCAAGCCUGCAAUGCUAUGGAAAGUAAAGGUGAUAUCCGAAUUCUGCGCACGAGCAGCUUGUGGGAGACGAAGCCCAUGUAUGUAGAGGACCAGGGAAGCUUUGUGAAUGGAGCGUGCGAGAUCGAGACUUCGCUCAACCCCAUGCAGCUGCUCGACAGGCUGCAAAGCAUUGAGAACGAGCUCGGCCGGGUGAAGGUCAUUGAAAAGGGACCUCGCAAUAUCGACCUGGACAUCCUGCUCUACGAGAACGAGGUCAUCGAGACAGAAAGGCUGUCCGUUCCCCACAAGCUCAUGCUGGAGCGUGAGUUUGUCCUGCGGCCUCUCUGUGAACUGAUACCCGAUGCCAUCCCACCAAACGCCGGAUCAGAGCCUCUGCAAGAGCACCUCGCCCACCUCCCCCCGUCCGACCCUCCUCUCUCCACCAUGACGCCCCUGACACCGACCAUGGCCCCCAUCAGAGCCCUCCAAAGCGACCGGAGCACCCACGUCAUGUCCAUCCUCAACCUAACGCCCGACUCCUUCUCCGACGGCGGCGUCAACCUCGCACCGGAGCCCAACUCGCCCGCCCACCUCGCCGCCGUCAAGCAGACGAUCCUCUCGCACAUCGCCGCCGGCGCCACCAUCAUCGACAUCGGCGGCCAGUCCACGCGGCCCAACGCCCCGCAAGUCUCGCCCGCCGAGGAGCUCGCGCGCAUCCUACCGACCAUCCAGCUGCUGCGCUCUCUCCCGGAAGCCGCCGGCGUCGCCAUCAGCAUCGACACGUACCGCGCGAGCGUCGCGGCGGCCGCCAUCGCCGCCGGCGCGCACAUCAUCAACGACGUCUCGGCCGGCCUGCUGGACCCGGACCUGCUGCCGACCGUCGCCCGCCUCGGCUGCUCCGUCUGCCUCAUGCACAUGCGCGGCACGCCCGACACCAUGACCAAGCUGACGCAGUACCCGCACGGCGUGCUGCACGGUGUGUCUGAAGAGCUGGCCGCCCGUGUGCGCGUCGCCGAGGCGGCCGGCAUCCGCCGCUGGCGCAUCAUCCUCGACCCCGGCAUCGGCUUCGCGAAGACGCAGGAGCAGAACCUCGAGCUGCUGCGGCGGUUGGGCGAGCUGCGGGACGUGCCGGCGUUCAGGGGCCUGCCGUGGCUGGUCGGCAGCAGUCGGAAGGGGUUCGUGGGGAAGAUUACGGAGGUGAAGGAGCCGAGAGAGAGGGUCAUGGGGACGGCCGUGACGAUGGUUGAGACGGUCAAGAUGUCGGAUGCCAUUUGGAGAUUUUGA
Lasiodiplodia theobromae is the source of this 1398-nucleotide messenger RNA. RefSeq names its product Folic acid synthesis protein. Lineage: Eukaryota; Fungi; Ascomycota; Dothideomycetes; Botryosphaeriales; Botryosphaeriaceae. Gene Ontology annotation, cellular component: mitochondrial envelope. The transcript is spliced from 3 exons. The coding region runs from base 1 to 1398 and encodes 465 amino acids. The record is from RefSeq and is a predicted model, not a curated record. Gene Ontology annotation, biological process: tetrahydrofolate biosynthetic process. Gene Ontology annotation, molecular function: 2-amino-4-hydroxy-6-hydroxymethyldihydropteridine diphosphokinase activity; dihydropteroate synthase activity.